Messenger RNA from Acyrthosiphon pisum (pea aphid), 1039 nucleotides. It is a transcript of the gene mip40, whose product is annotated as Myb-interacting protein 40. NCBI's taxonomy places the organism in Eukaryota, Metazoa, Arthropoda, Insecta, Hemiptera, Aphididae. Gene Ontology annotation, biological process: negative regulation of transcription by RNA polymerase II. The record is from RefSeq and is marked provisional. The coding region runs from base 188 to 907 and encodes 239 amino acids. Gene Ontology annotation, cellular component: transcription repressor complex; Myb complex. The transcript is spliced from 7 exons.
AUUCGCUGGUGGAAUUGUGGAAAUCAUUCACAAACAAAAAAUAAUUUAAAAUAUUGAAAUCAGAAUUCAAAAAUAGUCCGUACUUGCUGUGAUUAUAACAAUUUGUUUAACGGCUUACCAUUAAAGUAAUACAAAGUAAUAUUAAAGUCAUCUCGUCACUUACAAGAGUCAACUAGUGAAAUAUAUCAUGGUUAAAAAAAGGAAAAGUGUACUAAGAUCUUCAACACAGGUUGUUGAUUCACCUAUGAAAGAACCAAGAAUUAUAAGAGGUAAUCAUUUAGAAAAGGCUCGCAACAGUUUAAAUGAAGCUCUUGAUGUUAUUGCAAAGAAGGAGCAAAACAAAACCAAUGAUGUGACCGAUAAUGAUGUAUUAAUUGUAGAAGAAAAUGAUACAAAUAAGCGAAUAAAGACAAAUGAAUCCAAACAAGAAGUUAAAGACUCGUUGGUAUUAAAAUUACGAGAUCGCAGCAUUGAUUUAGCUUCUUUUACCAAUAAUUCAGCAAUGUACUCUAUAUGCCGAGCUUGGAUAAAAAAUGACCCAUUAUCAGCAAGACAAGUAAAAAGUAAGAAAUCUGAACAUUUGGAACGUUCGCUUAAAAUUGAUAAUGAAUCAUCUACAAUCGAAGAUUAUGUUUAUAAAUUGCCACCUCCUAAAAGCCGACCUGAAAAUGAGACUGAUGUAAUUUACAGAAUACCUAUAAAUUUACCAAAAGAUGUAGUAACCAAAAUGGAUAUUAAAAAAAAUAUCAAAGAGGUUCCUACUGUUAGUGAAUUACUUAAUGAGCACAGGAAAAGAUGGGUUUGUAUACGACAGCAGUGGAUUAAAUUCAGUAAUGAAAAUGAAUCCCGUUAUGCUAUGUCAAAAAGCAUUUUGAAUUCAAUGUUAAACAAAGAUAAUAAUGUUUAGUACAUUCAAUAUACCAGUCUACAAGAAUAUAAUAUUUUUAUCAAUUUUUAUUUUAAACUAAAUAUUUCAUAAUGUAUUAUACAAUUAUACAACAAAAUUAAUUUUAUUGCAUUAAAGAUUGUAUAUUGGAAA